Drosophila eugracilis is the source of this 2200-nucleotide messenger RNA. RefSeq lists its product as uncharacterized. The record is from RefSeq and is a predicted model, not a curated record. Lineage: Eukaryota; Metazoa; Arthropoda; Insecta; Diptera; Drosophilidae. The transcript has a single exon. Bases 369 to 2165 code for a protein of 598 amino acids.
AUUUCCAUUGCUACCGUUUUUCUAAAAGCCCAUACUUCUAACGAUUCCACUUUUCAACUGCAGUCAUUAUUCACAUAUAUUUACAUUUGUAUCCAUUCUUAUUUUUAUUAAAAAAAAAAAACUUCAGAAGUCGAAUAAAAUACAAAUUUAAAAUGUGUGCUUAAAAAAAUUCAUAAAACUUAAACUAAUUAGGUAACAAAAUAAACUCAUUCACUGGCAUCUUUAACUUGGCGUAAAAUCUAAUAGAUUUUUCUAUCACAGAAAAUACAAUCUAUUUUUUAUAUAAGCUGUCAAAAUUUUAAAUUUGUAAUUAUAAUUUUUAUCUAAACACCCAGUUGAGAGGAAUAGGUAUUAAAGGACUUUCAGAAAUGUUGGAGCGAGUCCGAAGACCCCAGUCGAGACUGGAUCCCCAAAUACCGAUCCCAACAAGAACCACCACAAUGCGACGGACCCGGCGAGUAUGCGUUAAUAUCGAAUCUAACGGUUCCGGGUCCUUAAGAUCUAGAAGAAGACGUAGAAGGGAGUUACUAAAUCCAUACUUUGUGACCUACCCUCCAAUAUGUGGCCCCGUGCAUCCAUGCAACUUUCAAUUCUUCCCUAAUGAAUGGCCUCACGGCUAUGAAAAUGUUUUUGAUUCUCUUAGUCGUUUAAGCGCUGGUAACCAAUGUGAAUGUAAUUCAGUUGAAGAAACCGAAAAUACGUGUGGACCACAGGCUGUUCAUGACUUUAAGGAUAUUAUUAUGGAAUUGAAUAGCUAUUUGCAAGUGGAAAAGUUCAAGCAACUGGAAAUGCAUCAAGAGAGUACCAAUACCGACGAGAGUAGUAAAACCUUUAACCCCCAGGCCUGCCAGCUCUCUGUCCUAACCGAUAUAUUGUGUGAAACCAUUGACCGAUUAAAUGACUAUAUAGACAAGCAACCUAAACAAUCGGAGUGGCAGUCAGUUCAAAGCCCUAUGGAUUCGAGUAGGGGAGGAGUACCUCCCGUCGAGGUCUUACAGUUACCAAUCCAACCGCUGAUCGUACAACCUUUUCCUCCAUAUCCAUCCUCUGCUUACUAUCAGCCAUCUAAAUCAAUUUUUCAAAAUCAGCCCCAUCUUGAGCGUUUGCCCUGGUUAAAGGAGCGGAAACGGAAACGUCUUCCUAAGCCUACUACCGUUAUACACAUGCAAAAUCAGGAAAGCAGCACAGAUGACUUACCAAAGAUCUUAGAAGCAAACAACUCGGCAUUAGGAUGUGAUAAGUACCCAGAUUCGCCACACACCUAUAAGCAAUCUACCAAGGAUGCUAGCACAACCAUGUGGUGUUCUAUGCAAUGUUGCAAAAAAAGUUACGACACGGUCAAUAAUCCAAAACAAUUGGGUAUUAAACAGGAAAGCCUCUUAGAAAAUCCAGAAUUUUUCUAUUCUUUGAGAUCGACCGAUGUCUUUCCGCCCCCUUAUCUUAAGGCACCCCCACCAAGUAUAAAAUCAGAGGAAGAUAGGGAAGAUCAAGGCAAGUGUUACCAUCCAACGGGGGAAUCAAUCUAUGUCCUUAGCUCUCCCAAAACAUCCAGUUACAGUUCCAAUUGCGAUUAUCGCCAUGAGGGGGGUAACCUUAGAUAUUCUUAUAUAGAAGAAGAGGAGGAGGAGGAACAGGUAGAUGAGGAUGACUGGUAUCGAAGUGCGAGCAACAAAUUAGCUGAAUUGGAGGAAGAGCAGGACUACUUUAAGAAAAUGGAUAAACAUACUGAAAUGAAAACUAAUGAUCAAACCCUUCAGAGUGACCUUGAAACCAGCAGUGAAAACAGCUUUAUAAAUAUUAUAGCCACUUCCGAUAAAUCACUUAGCACCUCAGAACUCAAUGAUAUAACAACCAGAGAACCCAUUAAAAUUGAAAGGAUUUGCAAAAAGUCUUCUUUGAAACAGCGUAUCGGGCUGAAAACUCGGGAUCAAAAGGGAAAUACUCUAAAGCCCCUCAAUGUCAUGUUUGAGAAAAUUCAAAGUACGGCUGGAGUUCAGGUCCAACCACAAGUGAGAUGCAUUGGGACGGAUCCAAUAUGCAAAGAUUCGAUUACCAGUAUACCCAAGACCAGCAGAAAUGUCCAGGACCUAUUUAAGACUAGGAAAAAGAGCAGUCAGAAACGGACAAUUAGUUCUGAAUGCUUCCCGGGGAAAUCCAAAAAGUAGUCAUUCUGAAAAUCCUCCAACAAGGGCAGCUUAAA